AUGCAGAUCGCAUCGAUUCUCUCCGAUCUGACCUCUCUUCGUGUCUGCGAUCACUCCGCAGCCCUUGCACUCGUCUCGGUGCACAGAGCCGGACGUGUAGACGACGAUCGAAAGCUGAGUGUGAAAGCCAAGGAGGAUGUGGAUAUGCAGCGGGCAAUAGAUCUAGUGGAGUUGCACUAUGGUGUCAAGAUGAAGCACCUGCAAGGAGAGGAGGGGCUGAGGCAGGGGAGGAGAGAAGUUGACAUGGUGCUGGAGAAGCUGGAAGGUGACAGUCUUAAAGAUAAGAGAAGUCGAGGAUGA
Letharia columbiana is the source of this 300-nucleotide messenger RNA. RefSeq lists its product as uncharacterized. The transcript has 2 exons. The record is from RefSeq and is a predicted model, not a curated record. NCBI's taxonomy places the organism in Eukaryota, Fungi, Ascomycota, Lecanoromycetes, Lecanorales, Parmeliaceae. Bases 1 to 300 code for a protein of 99 amino acids.